GCCAUAGCGGCCGGCAAGCUGCUUGAUGUUCACCGACGGCCCGCCGCCCAGCGUUCCAGAGCCGUCUACUACAGUCCCACGUCACAGACACCCACGGUGUCUGUGAUUGACAAGACCUAUAGCGAGAUGCGGGAUCGUCCUAUGGGGGAACUUAUGCAUGAUGACUUUGUCAACCGUAAUUCAACAUUUGAAAUCGAUGCCUAG
This is a messenger RNA of Dibothriocephalus latus, 204 nucleotides long. Lineage: Eukaryota; Metazoa; Platyhelminthes; Cestoda; Diphyllobothriidea; Diphyllobothriidae. The record is from the annotation of a GenBank genome assembly.